AUGUGUCCAGUUUCUAAUGUUAAAGGUGAAUUGAAAAACGUUCUUGCGAAAAAAUAACCUUCAGAAGAUAUAGAUGAUAUUGCCUGGACAGUAUUUAAAUUAUAAUUUGCAGAUAUACUUUAAUAUAGAAACAUCCAAGAUAUCCUCUGCAAAUUAUCCUCUGCUAUGUAGUAAUAUUAGCCAAAUAUUGGGUCAUAUCCAUUAUCACCUGCAAAAACAAAUGACAAUGAGAAAUUGAUCUUCGCCAAAGCACUUUUUCGUUUAAUAGUGACUAAAGAUGAAUAUGAUGAAUAAUCCACAGAGCAUUAAACUUUUGAUGUGCAAAAUUGA
Stylonychia lemnae is the source of this 330-nucleotide messenger RNA. Lineage: Eukaryota; Ciliophora; Spirotrichea; Sporadotrichida; Oxytrichidae. The record is from the annotation of a GenBank genome assembly.